AUGCCACAACUGUCUCCUGUUAUCGCAACUGCACCUGCCAUCACAACCCAAGGACGCAAACGUCAAAGGCAGUUCAGUCCCAAAACCCGCAAUGGCUGCAAGACUUGCAAAAUACGCAGGACAAAAUGCGACGAGGAGAAGCCAUACUGUAAUCGUUGCACAUCCACAGGCCGCAUAUGCGAUGGCUACGACUCAACCUGGACCACAUCAACUUUCAAAGCAACCCAAAGCCGAAGCCGAGAUCACGCAUCUCCAAGCUCUGAGCUCGUUCGCACUCGCAUACCGGUGUUGUUGGCUCCAUCUCUCCAGCUGGACAGUGUACAAGAACGUGAAAGUUUCGAGUUUUUCAUCACACAUGCAAUGCCAUCGCUCCGUGGGGUUCUCAGCUCCCCGUUCUGGCAACGGGAGAUUCUCCAGGCUGCUCAUCAACACCCAUCGAUUCAGUACGGUAUCAUUGCUUUAGGUGCUAUGCACAGACGGUAUCAACAAGGCUCUACUUCGCAUAUUGAAAAGGGGGCCUUGGAUAAGCAUUUGCACUUCGCCUUGCAGCACUCUAACCGAGCGAUUCAGGGAUUGGUUAAGAAUCAAGGACCACGUGGUGAUACUGUCGUGGCGGAUAAGCGGACACUGAUGACGUGUUGUAUACUGUUCAACAGCAUGGCCUGUCUCCAGGGUCACCAACGGGAGGCGCUACAACAUCUCCGGAGCGGAUUGCGUAUGCUGAAAGAGGCGGAUGAAGCUGAAGCUGCGAGAGACGAGCCCCACCCGAUUGAUAUCGAGUCAUUGCGAUCUAUAUUCGUCGGCCUUGACAUGCAAGCUCGCAGCAUAAUGAGCCAGUCAGAUUUUCUCCACUGGGAGCCUCCGCCUGCAACGAAAGACAUGCCCGCCCUUCCCAGGGCCGAAUUGAGUGACUCUUCGCUACUCGCAAUGCUGCAGUACCUUGAGUCUCUUCAGAACCACGUCCUCAACUUCUUACAGGGGACGAAUGAACGUCUGCCAAAAGAAAAACAUCUAGUUCUGCUCGGAUAUCAGGACUUGAUGGAGCGCUUCAAAAUAGGCUCCAUCGCUCUUGACAGGCUGUGCAAUAACACCUCUUCCACUCAAGCCGCCUUUGCACAACCCUUGUCCUCACUCCGCCUCCUACACUGCCAGAUCGAAUACCUCAUCCGCUCGCCAAGAGGCGAUCUGAUAGAAGAGUUGGGUUUCAUGCACGAGUCGAACAACAUGCCUUUCGAUCUCCCGGCGCACUUCACCAAAAUGAUGGCUCUCAUCACUCAUCUGCUCCCAGAUCCUUCGGAUCUCACGCCUGUGUUCACGACAGCUGUGGGUCCCUUGGCGGCGUUGUGGCUCGUCGCAACGUCUGCGCCAUCUACGUGCAUCGCGUUGCGCAGACGAGCCGUUGCACUCAUGCUGAGCUACCCCAGGAGAGAAGGGUACUGGGAUGGUCUGGUGGCCGGCCAAAUCGCACGGGAAGUGCUGAGGCUUGAGCAGGAAAGUACGCGUGCGGAGCUGGGGCUGCCAUAUAUGGAAGAUGUCGAUUUGGUUGUGCCGGACCAUUUGAGGAUCGUGGUCGUUGCUUUGUCGUAUUCGAAGGACGAUGAUAGGAAGGCGAAGGUUGAGUUUCGCAAUGCGAGAGCUAUGAUGGCUGGGGAGCCGGGCACGGUUCAGCAGCUGAGCUGGUAG
Molecule: messenger RNA, 1683 nt
Organism: Dothidotthia symphoricarpi CBS 119687
Lineage: Eukaryota; Fungi; Ascomycota; Dothideomycetes; Pleosporales; Dothidotthiaceae
Exons: 2
Coding region: 1-1683 (560 amino acids)
Biological process (GO): regulation of DNA-templated transcription
Molecular function (GO): zinc ion binding; DNA-binding transcription factor activity, RNA polymerase II-specific
Source: RefSeq, a predicted model, not a curated record